GAGCUCUCACUAGCGCUGCCAGUGGACAAUCAGACCUACACACCCACCUCUGGCUACACUCGCGUUUUUUUUUUGAACAUUUCUUAGUUCUGCUCUAAAUUUACACGGCUAGGCGAAGUCCUCUUAGCUCGACUAAAAUCUCGCCGCGACGCUCCGUGAUCCACUGGAAGACAGAAGAGGAGGAGAAGGCAGAGAAAUCCGAGAUACAACAUGGAGUCCCCUCCAGAUCCAACCAGCGACCCGGGCAACAGCGCCUCAGAGUCGGCUACCCCGGUCAGGGAAACCCCGGUAAACCUGGAGACUCUCCGCAAAGCUGAGCACCACCAAGCCCCCCCGGUCAGGAGACAGAGCUGCUCCAGCACCAAUAGAGGUAUUUCAGUAACAAAGAAGACACACACUUCUCAAAUUGAAAUUAUUCCCUGCAAGAUCUGUGGAGACAAAUCAUCAGGCAUCCAUUACGGCGUGAUAACAUGUGAGGGCUGUAAGGGUUUCUUCAGGAGGAGUCAGCAGAGCAAUGCUGCGUACUCGUGCCCACGUCAGAAGAACUGCCUGAUCGACCGCACCAGCCGAAACCGCUGCCAGCACUGCAGGCUGCAGAAGUGUCUGGCCGUGGGCAUGUCACGGGACGCGGUGAAGUUCGGUCGCAUGUCCAAGAAGCAGCGGGACAGUCUGUAUGCAGAGGUGCAGAAGCACCGGCUCCAGCAGCAACAGAGGGACCACCAGCAGCAGCCCGGUGAGGCCGAGCCGCUCACCCCCACCUAUGGGCUGUCAGCCAACGGCCUGACCGAGCUGCACGACGAGUUGAGCGGCUACAUGGACGGACACACGCCGGACGGCAGCAAGCCCGACUCAGGUGUCAGCAGCUUCUACCUGGACAUCCAGCCCUCACCCGACCAGUCCGGCCUGGACAUCAACGGCAUCAAGCCUGAGCCCAUCUGCGACUUCACGCCCGGCUCAGGCUUCUUCCCCUACUGUUCCUUCACCAACGGCGAGACUUCACCCACCGUCUCCAUGGCUGAGCUAGAGCAUCUGGCCCAGAACAUCUCCAAGUCCCACAUGGAGACGUGUCAGUAUCUGAGAGAGGAGCUGCAGCAGAUGACCUGGCAGGCCUUCUUGCAGGAGGAGAUGGAGAGCUAUCAGAACAAGCCCAGAGAAGUCAUGUGGCAGUUGUGCGCCAUUAAAAUCACAGAGGCCAUCCAGUAUGUGGUGGAGUUCGCCAAACGCAUCGACGGCUUCAUGGAGCUUUGUCAGAACGAUCAGAUCGUGCUGCUCAAAGCAGGCUCUUUGGAGGUGGUUUUUGUCAGAAUGUGCCGUGCCUUUGACCCCCAGAACAACACAGUCUAUUUCGAUGGAAAGUAUGCUGGUCCUGAUGUGUUUAAGUCAUUAGGCUGUGACGACUUGAUCAGCUCUGUCUUCGAGUUUGGGAAAAACUUGUGUUCUAUGCACCUGUCUGAGGACGAGCUCGCCCUGUUCUCGGCGUUCGUGUUGAUGUCUGCAGACCGUUCCUGGCUCCAGGAGAAGGUGAAGGUGGAGAAACUGCAGCAGAAGAUCCAGCUGGCCCUACAGCACGUCCUGCAGAAGAACCACAGAGAGGAUGGCAUACUCACAAAGUUGAUAUGCAAAGUGUCGACACUGCGAGCGCUGUGCAGCAGGCAUACAGAGAAGCUGACUGCUUUCAAAGCAAUAUACCCAGACAUUGUGCGCACCCACUUCCCCCCAUUAUACAAGGAGCUGUUUGGAUCAGACUUUGAGCAGUCCAUGCCUGUGGACGGCUAGCGGCCCCUUCGUCCUGCCCUCCGGGGGGCAAAAACGCCGUGGGGAAUGUCGAGCAUGAAUCUGAGACACUUUACCAGUGCCCUGCACAUACAUAUAUGCCCAUAUGCACACACAAACAUACACACACACACAUACACAACACACACCGACGCGCACACACACAUACACAAACACGUACCAGGACAGCUAACCUGCUGCACACUUUCCCGUUUUUUUGUUGUUGUUGUUUUUUCCUUUGGGAGGGCGUGAGGCAGAGGCGGGUUUGAUUUAGAGGGGUAAUUUGUGAGGUUUAUCCCCUCGUUUUUUGAUACAGGUGGGAUUGAGGGGGCCCUGGGGAGAGGAUGAGAAGAUGAAGACACUCGUUCUCUCUCUCUCUCUCUCUCUCUCCCUUUUUUCUCUCUUACUCUGUCUCUCUCUUUCUCUCUUUCUGGCUCAAGCUGAAGCGCUCAUGCAUACGACUCCAGAAGGGUCCCUUGAUGAUUCCUAAUGAUCAGCAGAACCUGUUUCCAAUGUUUCCAACAACGAAAAUAUAUAUACUGGUUCCAGCAACUCAAGCAUCCAGUUUAGAGUGAAAUCGAUCAAAUUAAUGAGAAUAAGCAAUUCUUACUUAUUAUUAUUAUUAUUAUUAUUAUUACUACAUCUAAGUGGAAAAUCUACCCUAAGCCCAAAGAGGGCAAAAACCUGCUGUAUGUGCAAGAAUUAUGACCCAGUAUACUGUAUGCAUGGGCCAAGCUUAGCCUCCUCUCCUCCUUUUUUUGGUGGGAAAACCUCGCCUCGGAGCGCAAUGAAAAGCAGCAAUGAAAGAGACUGAAAAAGGAGAGGCAAUGGAAGAGGGAGAGAGCAGGAGAAACGGGGAGAUGGCACGAGAGAGAACGAUAGCAAGAAAGAGAGAGGAGUGCUGGAAGGAAUGUGGAACAGAGCUGUCGGCAUUGGGGUGACGUGAAGUGGCACCUAUCUAAGGACAAUCGUCAAAAAAAAAGAAGAAGAAGAAGAAGAAGAAGAAGAAAAAAAAAACUAAGUAGAAUUCUGGUAAUUCUAGUUUUAAAAAAAUGCAAUUACUUUUAGCUGUUGAAGACUCCAUCCACCAUGGUUGCUUAGUGAUAUCAUGUAAGGCCAUCUGCUAUUAAAUCCUUUUCUGGACAGGUGCUUGCAGUUUAACUGAGCACACCGCCACAAUGCAAGUCCAUUCCACCUGUUUUCUAAUGUGCUACAGGGUAUAUGGUCAUAAGUACUUACUAUACAGAAAAAAAGUAAUGUUUAUAGAAUCUAUUUUAAAUAACAUGUAUGAUAUUAGUAGCUAGACUAUUCUUAAUUGUUGAAAAAUUGAUAAGGCACUUUUAUUUGCACCUUUCUUUAAUUUAAGACUUGUAUAUUUACCUAGUGAUGUGUUGCAUGUGCAAAAAGAAAUACAAGUGAAAACCACAGAGUCACAGAGGCUACACGUAGUUGGAAGCUCCUACAACGCUGUGUGUGAGUGGGUGGGGUUUAAGAUAUAUGCUGGGUAAAGGCUGACAGAUAUCUGUAUAGGAAGCUCUGCAUUUUAGCACUUACAGAAGUGUAGACACCUAGUCCACACCUGAGUCUACACCUGAUCCCAGGUGAGCAUGUCUGCUUUUGGAUAUUUUGGAUAUUUUUACUUCUGCUCUGCAAUCACCUCCCAUCCACAAAACCUCUAAAUCCUCUAAAAAGGAGCUUCUGUUUAAAAAUAUUUUUAAAAAAUGACUCCCACCUGAUCUGACACUACUGUGCUUAGCCGUUAACUGUUAAUAAAAUAAAACAAACAGUGCUAAAUACAAUUUUUUUGGUCUCAGGUUUAGUAUAUAUAUAAACGGUUGUAAAGCACAUGGUUUAGAGUUCCAAAUCUACUAGCACAAGUGCAAUAGUUCCAUCUAGUGGUGAGAAGAUCACAGUAUGCCUCAGUAUCUUUAAACUGGGUUGCUGCACAAAUCAAAAUUUAAAUACGAAUUCAAGGCUUGGUGUUAAAUAUCAAGAUCUCUACAAAGAAAAUAAUAAUAACGAUAAUAAUCUAAAAAGCACAAUUUCAAACAAAACUAAAAAGAAAAUCUGUAAUAUAUGUAUGUAUCAGCAGGGCAUUUUUGAUUGGUAAAAUCUAAUUUAUUUAACUAUCAAAACAUUUUAAAUAUUUUCAGAUGCCUGCCUUAACAUAACUGAUUCUGCAUAAGAGGUUCUGCAGGAACCAUCUAAGAGAAUUUGAAAGUGUGUAAACAUUACGAAUGGCACUGAAUGCUCAUUUUGACACAGUCUAGCUUUUUUUCUAUUUCUGCGCUGUGUUGUUUUGUGGAUGGGUGUGUGUACAGGGUUUGUGCUUGUAAAUGUGGAGCUCUUUAAAACAGCCUCUCUGUUAAGGCCUUUGCCCAGCAGCUGUAGCAAUAGCUAGGAGACAGUUAAAGAAUAAAAAAGAGAGAGAGAAUGAAAUAUUCAAAGCCUUGUCUGGUAGUAAAAGUUCUAUUUUUGUAAUAUGUACAGUGCAUAAGCUGAUGAAAGAGGGAGUGGGAGAGAAAGAAAGUGAGAUUAUAGAGCACUUAUCCCUGCAAUAAUUAGAAUUGUGUGUGUUUUUUAUGUUUUUGUUGGAAACAAGGCAAAGUUAGUAUUAGUGUUGUUUUUUUCUGAAUACCUAUUCGUUGUGUGUUGAGUGAAUCUUGAUAAACGUGCCAUAGAGGUUUCUCCUGCACCAGAUGAAUCCAGAAAAAAAUGUGUUCCAGUAACAUUCCAGUUAAACUAUGGUGUGACUAUUAUAAUGACCACAUACAGUAUGAUCCAGAAAUACCACUUUGAUAACAAACGUUUAACAAACAAUUCUGCCGAACAUCAAACAUUUUUAAUCUGGUGACACCAAAUCAAAAUUUAAAUCUAAUUUUGUUUCCUCAUCUCUUCAUAAUGAUCUGUGUUCAAGUCCUAUUUUCCUCAGGGAAGAGUUGUCCUUAUUCUAACUCUGACACAGUUGUCAUUCAUUCAUGAAAGAUGAUGAAAGAAGAAGCUUCACAUUUUUUGUGAUUUCAUUCAAAACAUGAUCAUUUUGGACCCAGUUUGACAUUACAUUUUGAUUGAUAAAUUGAUAAUUUCCUUUAUAAUUAUCUGUAUCUAUAUUUAAGUGUUAACCCUACAGCCUGUCGCAGAGCCCAGAGUUCACACUUGCGGUUAUAGGUUUUGCUGUUUUUUCUUGUUAUACCUGAAACAGCAUGUUGGAACAUCACUAGUGGAACUAGUGGUAGACAUACUCUAAUUCGUAAUUGUUACAAAAAAAAAGAAUAAUUAAUGUGAAUUGCAGGUUUAUACAGGAAGCUUAUUCAAACAUGAAAGAUCAUCAACAGAAUAUUCUAGAAUGAAUAUUCAAAAAAGAAAUAUCAUUGAUUUAUGGACAGAAAAGGUCUACACCACACAGUGUGAACCUUGGGAAACUUAGGACAGACCACUGGCUGUAUUACCAGGCUGAUUUACCUGAUGAUCUCAUAUACUUAUAGAUUCUGAGAGCAUUUCAGUAGCCAUGUUUUUCAGUGCAAUGUAUUUGAUUGGUGUUGCUGACCAGAUGAUUAAGGAAAGUUCUAACUGCAUAUGAACAUUUGUCAAACUGUGAAUGACAAUCCAAUUCAACCUUUUCUUCAAUCCUUUAUUAUUUUCAAUUGGCAGUGUAUGGACUUCAACAUGAAUGCUCAGGGAGAACAUUUUAUUGAAAUUCUGUAAAGGAUUAUUGGCUAUUGUUUGUUUUAUUUCAGUUGUUAUACUUGUGUCUAGGAUUGUUCAUCCCACAAACCUAAAAAACAAAUAGAAAAAUAUCAGUAGUUCACUCAGCUUUCAGCUGUGUUAAUGUUUCAUUUAAAAUCAUAAACAUAUACUAAUAAUAUUAAUUACAGGCCAUUCGCAUUACUAAUACCAUCUAAUCCCACAGAACACAAUACAGUGUCACACUUUUGGUCCAAUUUGUAUUUUUCUGGAUGGGGAUUGUUGUAAUUGUCACUCAUAUUGCAUAAAUCUAUGUGCCAAAUACCUCUUCUACAUUUUGCUCCACUAGCAGAUUCUGCCCAUGAGCCAGGAAUUUGUAGUGCGUUACUAAUACGGGUUUCUACAGGGUAGCCACUGCUGUGGAGUUCCCUCUGAACAAGCUUUGAAUACACAGAAGACUGUUGUCGUUCUUUUUCAGUCUACUUUAUCCAUAUUGAUAUGUCCUAAAGUCAGUUUCAGCACUCAGUUGCACCAUAAGACUGAAGUGUAAUGAAGUUAUGUUCUACCGCAGCAGAAAUCAUUUUGUUGGUCUAGUUGUAUUAGGUAUUAAAAGCAAUACAGGCUGUAAAGUAGAACUUUGGACAAAUUUAUUUUUUCAAUCGAAGCAAAGGUACUAAAUCAUCAUCUCUGGAUUUGUGGUAUUUACAUGUUGAUGUACAGAUGCUUAUUCUUCUUGUUAGCGAAAGAUCCUGCGAUCUGUUCUUUGUGUUCUUUGUUCAUAGUAUAUGUAUCGUAGUUUGUAGAACAGUAUAUCUAAUCUGUGGUUUCUACCCUCUGUGUUAAUUGUUUAAUUUCUUUUGUAAAAAGCAAUACGAUGCAUCUGAACUUGUGUGUGUGCGUGCGUGUGAGAGAGUAUGUUUGAUUAAGUCAAACCCCAGACAAGGCUUUAAUACAUUAGAUAAGGAGCAGCAGGGUCAGCUGGUGAAGUAUAUGGUAUAUGGAUAUCUUAGUUUUCCCAGGUUUAAUUUACACACUUUUAGUAGCACUGAGCUCGAUCCCAUCAAUGAGGCUGCACAAGCAUGAGGCACCAUGCACCCCACUGUUAAUUCUGUUUAUUCAUGACUAUAGAUUAUGCAAACCUGACUUUCAAAGGGCCUUUUUUUCAGUCACCAAUAGCACAAGUUGAGUUUACAGCUAUAUCUUCAUCUAGGAAACUCGUAGUCAAACUCUUUACUGCUUAGCAAAGGCACUGAAUUUUUUCCAAAUGUCCUGAAUAAUGGAAAGGAAUUAAUGUGUGACAUCAUGCUUGUCAGACUAUUUUUAUUUGAAGGUGAUACUAAGUGUUACUAAGAUGUUGAUUGAUCUUAAUUUACUGAUCAUUUUCAUUGCAUUGUUGAAAUGUGAUUGUUGUUUUUUUUUCUGUUUUGUUUUGUUAGUUUCUUUUUUACCCCCCCCUCCCCAAAAAAAGCACAGCUGAUACAGUUAUUAAAAGAUAUGUUUUAGAAUAUAGAAGAAAAAGACAAAAAACAAACAAACAAAAUUUUUUAGCCAUAAUCGAAUGUCAAGCAAUAAUAUAUAUGGUAUAUUAUUAUUCUUCAUCUUUGUGCAUAGGCUUUUCACAUUUGCAUGUAAAUACACCUUUUAUUUAUCACAUUUUUCCCCAUUUUAUUUUCUCUUUGUCUCUCUAUUUUUUUCUGGUUAUUAUUUUUUGUUGUGUAUAUUUGACUGGUUCUGUUCCCAGGUGGAGAACUAAGAACUUCAUAUGGCCUGUAAACUGUACAGCUUAAUUUCACUUUCUCUCUCCCUCUCUCACCUUUUUUCUGCUUUUAAUUCACAAUAUUUAAUGUUAUUAUUGAUCACAUGUAUAAAGGUAACUUUGUAACUUCUGUCUGUAUAGGUAAGAAGAAAAUACUGCUAUUAAGACCUACUCAGUGCAAAUAUUUAUCUGUUUAUUGAGAACAUCAUGCUGUACAGUAUCUCUGUUUUUAGUAUACUUCUCUCUUUUAGAGUUAGUUUGAUAGAGGUAGGGUGUGCUGACAUUAAUUUUGUGUUUAAACUGAUGUGUGGUGCUAGGUAAGUUACUUUUGUGAACAAAACUUCUUGAUUCCUAGACUAGGCCACUCGAUUAGUCCAUUCAUUUCACUAUUGAGUAUUGAUGCAUUAUUGAUAUUAGGACUUGAUAAAUAAUAAGGAUAAUGAUAAAGAUUAAUUAUUAUAGUGGUAAAAAUUACAUUAUAAAUUACCCAGCAAGUACCUGUAUCAGUGUGCUAGUCUUGGGACACGGCUCUUGUUUCCUUCUCACUUUAAGAAUAGAAGUAAAAGCAGUAUCAUUGAAUUAAGAUGCUAUAUUCCACAUUGUGUUUCUGAUUUCUCACCAUGAAGAAAAAGCUACAGAAAGACAGUAUUGAUUCUUUUGAUUGUGAAAACCACUGGCUGGAGUUCAAAUUGUUCAAACACAAUGCCUACAAUGCGGUACUUUUGUAGUAUCCAAUGCUGGAAAGGACUUUAGAUGAGUGACUGAAGAAUAUAGUCUGAUUAUUCUGGCUUAUAUAUGAUUCCACAUUUAGCCUCGCUUUGGUUUCUUCACUUUGAUUUAACCUACACCGCAGUUUCUGACGCCCAGACUCACGCACAUUUUUCAUGCACGUUUUUUCCAGCCUAAAGAGUAUCUACUCACUGUCAAUAAGGACUUGGCACACAAACACACACACACACUCACACACACACAAGCACAUACAUACACACUGUGGUUAAGUGUUAAAUGUACAAGAAAUUGAAAUUGCCAGUUGUAGGUUCAUUCUACUGGAACGUCUCAUUUUUUUCCUCUCUGUAGCAAGUAUGAAGACUAUACUCGCAAUAAUAAUACACAACAAACUACACUGAGUGCCUAUUCUCAGUGGUCCAGGAUGCAGAAUUGAAAUUUAGCUGUUGCUCUUGUUUUCACCGUUUGAUCAUGUACGCAAAAUGAUAAUGUAUUUGCACACGUAGGUGACUUCUAUCUUCUGUGUGUUUUUCCGACUUUAUUUUUCAUGCAGUGUCUUUUCAUGUACCUGAAAUGUUUGUUUCUGACUUUUUCUGUAAAACAGUGUUUUCCUGCCUCUCCUACUGUUCUGUGUUUGUUUGUUUUAAGAAACUUUACCUUGCCCUUUUAUGCACAGCCUGCUUUCUUUAUUUCUGUUCUUCCUGCUCUUCUGCUGAACAGCAACCAUUGUCGUAACCCUGAUAAGACAUACGUUCUGAUUGAAUCGGUCACAGUCUGAUUGAAAUCAAGAAUGACCGUGUUUUAUUGCCGACCCAGGUUUGGGGAUUUGUAAAGAAGAAAAAAAAUGGAUGGAUAAUAGACAAUCCACUCUGUGUUUCCCCUUGUUUUAUGAUGUUCCAAUUUCUGUUCCUUAUGACAAACAAAUGACUAAUGCAUUGUAUUUAAAGUAUUCAUAUGUGUAUGUAAAAUAUGCAUAAUACACAUUUGGAUUUCUUUCCUGUUGUCUGUUAAAUGUGAGCUCCAGGGGUGGGCGCUGGGGUGGGGUGGGUUUUACUCCACACAUUGGCAGCAUUAAACCGUAGGAAAAUGCAGAGGCCGGUUUGUGGUUGUCACCAAUUUUUACGUCACACGUUUGCUACUGAUCUUAAAAUGGGGACAGAUGAUCAUGUACCUUUUUAUCCAGCUCUUUUGAACUCUCUUUAGGAGAUAGUAUCUUCACAAUAGUAGUUUUGCUCCUUCUCUUCGUCGGAUUCUUAAAUAUGGAAAUAAGUAUUUUGAUUCAUUUUGUAAAUACAGCUGUAAAGAAAAAUAAGAAAUUUAAUGUUGUCUUUUAAAUACUUUUCAUUCUAAUAUGAAUGUUGUUAUAUUGUACUUAGAAACUGUACCUUUAAUAUUACCUUUAUUAAAAGUGCAUUGGACACAUCGAUUUUAGAUGUGCUUUAUGUGCUGUUAUCCCAUAAUAAAAUUUACCGCUUGUAAUGGGCUCUCA
Molecule: messenger RNA, 9428 nt
Organism: Astyanax mexicanus (Mexican tetra)
Lineage: Eukaryota; Metazoa; Chordata; Actinopteri; Characiformes; Acestrorhamphidae
Gene: roraa
Product: RAR-related orphan receptor A, paralog a
Exons: 11
Coding region: 211-1776 (521 amino acids)
Biological process (GO): regulation of transcription by RNA polymerase II
Cellular component (GO): nucleus
Molecular function (GO): RNA polymerase II cis-regulatory region sequence-specific DNA binding; zinc ion binding; nuclear receptor activity
Source: RefSeq, a predicted model, not a curated record